This is a messenger RNA of Cladophialophora yegresii CBS 114405, 4236 nucleotides long. RefSeq names its product alkaline phosphatase D. NCBI's taxonomy places the organism in Eukaryota, Fungi, Ascomycota, Eurotiomycetes, Chaetothyriales, Herpotrichiellaceae. Bases 1 to 4236 code for a protein of 1411 amino acids. Gene Ontology annotation, cellular component: nucleus. The transcript has a single exon. The record is from RefSeq and is a predicted model, not a curated record. Gene Ontology annotation, molecular function: 5'-3' RNA exonuclease activity; RNA binding. Gene Ontology annotation, biological process: nuclear-transcribed mRNA catabolic process; rRNA catabolic process.
AUGGGUGUCCCCAAGUUCUUCAGAUGGAUGAGCGAGCGGUAUCCGGCCAUCUCGCAGCUCAUCGCCGAAAACCGUAUUCCCGAGUUCGACUGUCUCUAUCUCGACAUGAACGGGAUCAUCCACAAUUGUACUCACAAAGACUCCGACUCUCCUUCUUUCCGGAUGACUGAGGACAAAAUGUUCAUUGCCAUCUUCAACUACAUUGAGCACCUUUUCGGCAAAAUCAAACCCAAGAAGCUGUUCUUCAUGGCAAUUGAUGGUGUCGCACCCCGUGCCAAGAUGAAUCAGCAGCGCUCUCGCCGCUUCCGAACAGCCCUCGACGCGGAAAAGGCUAGGGAUAAGGCGAUCAAGGAGGGCCUGGAGCUCCCCAAAGAAGAGCCCUUUGACAGCAACUGUAUCACUCCUGGUACCGAGUUCAUGGCUAAACUCACCAAGCAACUCAAAUAUUUCAUCAGCAAGAAAGUCUCCGAGGAUGUGGAGUGGCAGGGUGUCGAAGUCGUUUUAUCUGGCCACGAGGUACCUGGUGAGGGUGAACACAAGAUUAUGGAAUACAUCCGCCAAGCCAAAGCACAGCCUGGGUACGAUCCCAACGUCCGUCACUGCCUCUACGGUCUUGAUGCAGAUUUGAUCAUGUUGGGUCUUCUCAGUCAUGAUCCUCAUUUCUGCUUGCUUCGAGAAGAGGUCACCUUUGGUAGGUCAUCACAGAAGAAGUCGAAAGAACUAGAACACCAGAACUUCUACCUCAUGCAUCUCUGCGUUGUACGAGAAUAUCUUGAACUGGAAUUUCAAGAUCUUCAACAGGAAGGCGCCCUCGAUUUUGAGUACGAUAUGGAACGGAUUAUUGAUGACUUCAUUCUCAUGGCUUUCUUUGUCGGAAACGAUUUCUUGCCGAACCUUCCGAACUUGCACAUCAACGAAGGUGCAUUGGCGCUUAUGUUCCAGAAGUACAAGCAGAUUCUUCCUACACUGGGCGGAUACAUCAACGAGCAGGGCGUUAUCAACCUGCAAAGAAUGGAAGUGCUUCUGGAUGAGUUGUCUGAAGUGGAGCAUCGCUUCUUUGAAGCGGAGUACGCCGAUUCCAAAUGGAUCGACGCAAAGCGCAAUGGUCAAGCUGCAGAGAAGCCGCUGAUAGCGUCACGUGGGCCCGUCAGGAUUUCUCCUGAACAGAAGAAGAUCUUCAAUAAUGUCAAGAAGUUCUUCAUUUCGCCUGUCAAUAAAGACCCUGCCACCAGACAGCCCUUCAAUCUUCCUCCUACACUUCCUGCGAGAGACCGCAAGUUUGUGCAGCAGCUGGCGACUGAUUUAAACCUGCAAUGGUCUACCAAGGAAGAUGAAGAAGGUAACCGCUUUCUUCAGCUCGAGUUUCCGCCUGCGCCACAGGCCGAAGACUCGGACGAUGAAGAUGAAGAAUCUCAGCUGGCUACUAUGCGAGUCCUAAAGCGUUACGAACAUGCCAAAGUCGAACAGGCUACCGAUGAGCAGGCCCAAAAGGACAUGGAGCAGAAGUACGACCAGAAAUUUCGUGACUGGAAGGACACAUAUUAUAAGGAGAAGUUUGGCUGGGGUCUUGAGAACGAAGGAGGCUUGCGGCAUCUAACCGAGAACUACGUGCAGGGUCUGCAAUGGGUUCUUUUCUACUAUUAUCGUGGAGUUGCGUCUUGGCCCUGGUUUUAUCAAUAUCACUACUCACCCAUGAUCUCCGACGUCAAGAAGGGUCUCGGGGCUGAUAUGAAUUUCCAGCUUGGGCAGCCAUUUCGACCGUUCCAGCAACUCAUGGGAGUGCUUCCGGAUCGAAGCAAGAAGAUUGUUCCCACCGUCUACCAUGACUUGAUGACCUCAAAGGACUCGCCUAUCAUCGACUUCUAUCCGCGAGACUUUGAACUUGACAUGAACGGCAAGAAACAGGAAUGGGAGGCUGUUGUCAAAAUCCCGUUUAUCGAGGAACAGCGACUGCUCAGUGCUAUGGCGCCAAAAGAUGCUUUGCUCUCGGAAGAAGAGCGCUUGCGAAACGAUUUUGGCGUCAGCCUCAAAUUUGUUUACUCUCCAGAGGUCGACUACAUCUAUCCAUCCUCGCUUGUUGGUAUCUUUCCUGAUCUUCCGCACUGUCGCUGCAUCCAGAACGAAUUCGAAUUGCCGACCAUGGACGGACUGGAGCCGUAUGUCGGCUUAGUCGAGGGUGUCAAGCUCGGAGUUGCAGCUUUGGCUGGCUUUCCGAGUCUGAAGACCCUGCCUUUCACCGCUUCUUUGGGUUUCCAUGGCGUCAGUGUCUUCCAGCAAGACAGUCGAAAUGAGAGCAUGGUGGUCACAGUGUCAGAUACCGAGACGCGGGCCAAGGUGGAGUUUGCCAAAGUGCUGCUCAAUAAGCGUGUACAUGUCGGCUACCCAUUCUUGCAGGAAGCGAAAGUUGUGAAGGUUUCCGACGAGCUUUUCGACUAUGUCCAGAUCACCACCGACGGAGAUGCUCCCCAUCAAGUCAAGGCGAUUGAACAUUCCGGAAAAGAAAUCGACGACUUCCACAGGAAGGCGGAACGAAUCGAGAAAUACUACAGCAAGAGACUCGGGAUGUUGAUCGGCGAUGUCGAGUCCCUUGUCCAUGUGGAAAUGCUCAAAGGCCUUAAAAAACUGGAUGACGGUUCGACGGUCAAGGAGUUUGCAGAGAUGCCAGGCCUAGAAACGAUCCAUGCCACACAGGUUGUUGUCGAGAACGUGAUUAGCGAGGAUGUUCGCUUCAUCGAACAAGCCGCUCUGCCUAUUGAGGAAGAGUUUCCCGAAGGAACUAACGCUUUCUUCUUAGGUGACUAUGCCUACGGACGCCCGUUGAGUGUUGUUGGCCACGAGAAUGGGAAGGCGAAAUGCUUGAUUGCAUUGUCAAAAGGCAGUCAAGUCGAAUUCGGACGCGACAUCGCUAGGCAGGCCGAACGACUGUCACCAUAUGUGCCCUCAUAUCAAAUCGCGCAGAGUCUGAGUCUCAACGCGUUGGCAUUGGCGAAGAUCACCUCGUCCUUCUCCGUUCGCGUUGAUGAUCAAAGAGUCAAUCUCGGUCUCAAUCUGAAGUUCGAGGCGAAGAAGCUGAAAGUCUUGGGCUACUCGCGCAAGCGUGGCAGCGGUUGGGAAUUCAGCCAGGCAGCAAUUCAACUGAUCCAGCAAUACAUGAUCAGAUUUCCACAGUUUAUUGCUGGCAUCCACAACAACCCUCAGGGCGAUAUGUUACCGGCUACUGCGUAUUUCCCAGGCAGCUCACCUGAAGAAGCCAAGGCCAAGAUCAAGGAAAUCCAAACGUGGCUCAAGGAGAUCGAGUCAAAGAGCUUUGAGAGAGUGCCACUGGAAGCAGAGCAGCUCGAUUCAGAGAUCGUGAAGCUCAUAGAGCAAGCAGCAGACGAGGCACUCCGCACUGAACCACCUCCGGAGAACAAGACGCUCGGUGGUGUCCCAAGGAAUGGCCUCCUGAAGCCAUCAGAUGCGCAGUGGCGUCUAGGCAACCAGAACUUCGGUCUUGGAGAUCGCGUCAUCUAUGUGGCUGACUCGGGCAAGGUGCCAAUCGCUUCCAAGGGAACCAUCGUGGGCCUCACCCUGACGACAAGAGAGACGUGGCUCGAUGUCGUUUUUGAUGUUUCUUUUAUGAGUGGAACAUCAUUGGGUGACAGAUGCUCUCCGUUCAGAGGUUCAACUGUUCCGACAUGGUCGGUUCUGAAUCUCAGCAAUCGUCAAGUUGUUGCAUCGUCUCAAGCGAGUGCAACUCGACAAACAAAUAGAGCAGCGACACCGCUGACUGUUCCGGGCUAUGGCUUACCUGGGAUCAAUGGCCAGGGUCAACUGCGCCCAGCUCAGGCACCCCCGGCAUUGAGAGGGUCAUGGCGAGGAGCCGUAUCAGGACAGGGCCCGGGCCGUGGAAACGUGAACGGCACUGCGGGUCGUGGCCAGCAGAAUGGAAGAGCCAUGCCUUUUCGAAACGGCCCGCCUACCAAUGGAAGCCGUGGCAAUGUAACAAACGGCCAGUAUCCUUCCGGCGGACGUGGAGGCAUGGGACAUGUCAGUCGCGCCGGCUACACGGUCGUUGAUCGCGGCGACCCUCAAGCUGGUGUUGUGCAACACAACCCGAACUUUCGGCUCAAGGCGCAAAACCACGUUCCUCCGCCGUCUAGCCUGGAUCAACCUUCUACCCCACGGGGUCGUGGACGAGGAAGAGGUGGUGCAUCUCGAGGAGGACGAGGUGCAACGCCGCGGGGAACUUCAUGA